UGACCGCACUCCUGAGCUAUAAAUCUAUGUUGUGUCUUGCCUCUUCUUCUCACUCUUCAUUCCUCAUCUUCCUGUCUAUUGUGUCUUGACUCUUCUUCUUACUCCUCAUUCUACACAAUGGAACAAGACCCAAAUCCAUUCCUCCGCCAUUGCAAAGGUCAAAGCAACAACUCUGGCAGCUCUCGUCCUCUCAUUCCUGGCCCGGCUGGCGCCAUCCAGGCUGCCAUGUAUGCCCGUAGAUCCACCCCGAACACACCACUCAUUCUGACCCAGGAAAUCGUGAGGCGUGUGCUAGAUCAUGGAUCAACCGAAACCGAUCCUGAUUUCAACUCACAUGCUUGGCUAUCAGCCCUGCAAGAGUGGGGAAUAGCCACUCCGCUGGGCUCUCUGACAGCGAACGUUGAGAGGGUGGAGAAUGUUGUUGCUGUUAUCAAAUCUUGCACUCCCAAUGGAUUUGGAGAUGCGAAAGUUACCCUCAAGGACCCCACGGGUGCCGUUGAUGCUAGCAUCCACCGCAAGGCAUUUACUCACAGUGAAUUUGCGAAUGACAUAACUGUUGGAUCUGUUCUCGUUCUCCAAAAGGUUGCUGUGUUUGCACCUAGAGGAACUGUUUGUUAUCUUAAUAUAACAUUGCCCAACCUAGUGAAGGUAUUCCCAAAAGAUUGCGGACCCCAUGACUUCAUCGAUAUCACAGAGGAAUAAUUUUGUUUUCGGUGUUGCUUAUGUUUAAUUUGGUUGUGUAACCGUUUAACUUAUUGUCAUGGAUUACUACAUGCUUUGAAUUAUUUAUAUGUUGUCGUUGUUUCUGUUUUUUUCAUUAUAAGAGUCAUAAUAUUAAGACU
Messenger RNA from Lotus japonicus, 842 nucleotides. RefSeq lists its product as uncharacterized. Bases 118 to 702 code for a protein of 194 amino acids. NCBI's taxonomy places the organism in Eukaryota, Viridiplantae, Streptophyta, Magnoliopsida, Fabales, Fabaceae. The transcript has 3 exons. The record is from RefSeq and is a predicted model, not a curated record. Gene Ontology annotation, biological process: recombinational repair.